ACACGCCUUCCAACCUCACCUCUGGAACCGCAGGGGUCUCUUCUCCCUCCAUGAUGCCUUAAAGGGACCUGACCUUCUGGCUGCCUAAGAAAGACUUCUACUUCCGCAGGAUGAUGCUGUUUAAGAAAGGGAGACUGCUGAUGUUCCUGUGUUCCCAGGUGAUAGUUGUAGCCCUCUUUGUCCAUAUGUCCGGCCACAGACACUUGUUCCAGAGGGAGGAGGAGUCCAGGGGGCCUGUGCAUGUACUCGUCCUCUCUUCCUGGCGGUCGGGAUCCUCUUUCGUGGGACAGCUUUUUGGGCAGCACCCGGAUGUGUUCUACCUGAUGGAGCCUGCCUGGCACGUGUGGAUGUCGUUCACCGGCAGCACGGCCUGGAAGCUGCACAUGGCUGUGCGGGACCUUCUGCGCUCCGUCUUCCUGUGUGACAUGAGCGUCUUUGACGCCUACAUGAACCCAGGCCCCCGCAAACAGUCCAGCCUCUUCCAGUGGGAGCAAAGCCGGGCCCUGUGCUCAUCGCCCGUUUGUGACUUCUUCUCUGCUGACCAGAUCAGCUCACCGAAGCACUGCAAACUGCUCUGCGGUCAGCAGCCCUUUGAUAUGGUGGAGAAGGCCUGCCGCUCUCACAGCUAUGUGGUACUCAAGGAGGUGCGUUUCCUCAGCCUGCAGGCCCUCUACCCACUGCUCACAGACCCUUCCCUCAACCUGCACAUUGUGCACCUGGUCCGAGACCCCCGGGCUGUGUUCCGAUCCCGGGAACACACCACGACAGAACUCAUGAUUGACAGUCAUAUUGUGCUAGGGCAGCAUUUGAAAACGAUCAAGGAGGAAGACCAGCCCUAUUAUGCCAUGAAGAUCAUCUGCCAAAGCCACAUAGACAUAGCCAAGGCCAUCCAAACCCUUCCUGAAGCUCUACAGCAGCGCUACCUGCUCCUGAGGUAUGAGGACCUGGUUCGGGCACCCCUGGCCCAGACUUCCAGACUAUAUAAAUUUGUGGGGUUGAAUUUUUUGCCCCAUCUCCAAACCUGGGUUCACAACGUCACCAGCGGCAAGGGCAUGGGUCAGCAUGCUUUCCAUACUAAUGCCAGGAAUGCCCUCAACGUCUCUCAGGCAUGGCGUUGGUCCUUACCAUAUAAAAAGGUUUCUCAGCUUCAGGAUGCCUGUGGUGAGGCUAUGGAUUUGCUGGGAUACCUCCAGGUCGGAUCCCAACAAGAACAAGGCAACCUGUCCCUGGAUCUGCUCUCCUCCUCCAGGAUCUUGGGGUAGGUCUUCCGAGAAGGUUAAGGAGGUCUGUCUGCACCCCUUGGUUCCAGCCUCAGUCACCAUUAAACACACAGAAGCUUAAGGUAUGAAUAAACUGAGUACCCAGUCCUUCUCAGCCCCAAGCAGAGGAGUCUUUGUGUCUAUGCUCAGGUCUACCCUACAGCGGAGCCUAACAAGCCAAGAAACAAUAUCUUUCUGUCUUGAAAAUACUUAGGCACCUUAAGCAGCCUCUUUGACCCGUCAAGCAAGACUACUGCCUUUCUUGUAUCCUUGGCCUUCCUGCCUGUGAAUUCAUCAGAGACAAUGGUCUGGAGGCCUACUGGACAGAGCAAGCAGCAUCCAUGGAGAGAGUCCGUAAACCUCCCUGUCCACAUUUUCCCAAUGAGAAAGGGGAGAAUAAAAACCAGGGAAACGGAGCUCUCACAGAAGAACUCCCAGCAACUUCCACAGAGACACAGACCCUCAAAGUUUCCAGAGGAUUUGAGGAAGCAGGAGCAGGGGUGGGUGCUUCUCUGUGAGUUUGCCCAUUGCACUAUCAGUAAUCAGGAACAGGAAGCAAAGUCCUGGAACAACAGAGCCAGAGCUCAAGUUCAAGGUGUGUCUGGUAUGGACGGCAUCUCUCCUCCUCUGUGUCUCCUGGCAUACGGGAUUCUGACCUGUGGAACUGCCCACCAGUAAUAUGAAAAUUAUACCCUCAACUUCCGUUUUGACUUCCCCGUGUGUUUUCUAGCUACCCAAUGCUGAGGCUCAUUCCCACGGGGUUCUAACAACGGACGUAAUCAUCUUUGUAGAGCUUGUUACUGUCUUUUACUAUUAUCUAACAGUGUAUAAAUACCAUUGGCCCUUUUGGAGUCAGAUGGUUAACUGAGUCUCAGUUGUCUUCAGAGUUGAUGGAAGGCAGAUGCCUCAGCGACUUGCCUGCAACGGAACGCCAUUGCAGAAAGCAGUUUGGGGGAGAACAGAUUUAUUUUGGCUUAUAAUCCUAGCCAGGUUACAGUCCACCAUGGCGGGAAAGGCAGGGUAUGAAGCUGGCAGAUCACAUUUCACCCACAUGUAGAAAGCAGAAAGAACAGGAGGUCGGGCCAGGCUGUAAAACCUGAAAACCCGCCCCCGCCCCCCCAGUGACAUAACAAGGGCAUAGCGAGGCCCCACCUUCUAAAAGUUCCAUAACUUUCCCAAACAACACCACCGACUGGGACAAUGUGUUGAAAUGCACAAGCCUAUGUGUGAUGUUGUACAUUCAAACUACAACAGCUGUCAACCAGUAAAUGAGCCCUUUCAUGCACAAUGCAAACAUUGUAAAAACGUGUGCAUCACUCUGGGAUCUCUGAAUAUAAUUCGUUUACUCUACUUCCUCAGCCAGUUCUAGUAGUUAUCUCCUCCUGUUUCUAGUAGAUGCCUCCCCUAAUAAGGAAAGUUGUUUUCCCAGUCUCUGUAGCUAUGCUUCGAGACCUGCUGGUACGAAUGCACACUGCCAGGUGCUCCCUCAAGUCCAGUGGGAUCAGAGUCUCCCUGUGGGAUUAUGGAUGCUAGCCACACGGCUCAGCAGGCUCUCUGGGGCCUAGUGACUUCCCCUGGCACAAAAUGUCCCCUAUGUAAGGCAGCAACGAAAUUCACCUCCUGCCCCCAAGACAUGCUAAACACAUGUCUUGCUUCCACUACUACCCCUGGGGUAAAAAAAGAACAAAGAUAGAUGUCUACUUAAGGAUCUGGAGAGGUGGCCAAGGUUAAGAGAAUGUACUUCUCUGGGAGAGGACCCGAGUUCAGUUCCCAGCACCUACGUCUUAUGGUUCACAAUCGCCUCUAACUCCAACAUGAGGAGCUGCCCCUCUCUUCUGGCAUCCAUAGGCACAUGCACACACAUUGCCCAUGUACACAGACAAGACCAACACACACACACAUACACGCACACACACAGAGGGGGGCUCUGGAAUCCUAUGAACCUCCACGCUAUGACUUUAUGUUUAAAAAACUCAUUUAGUCCAAAUCCGGCAGGUUCCACCAUUUUGAAUUUCCUUUCCACUUGUUAUUGUGCCUUGCUUCAUAAAGCUUCCUCAGUGUCAGGUCAGAAUUACCCCCCUCCAUUAUUCUGAGCAGCAACCAAGUGCCCCGUCAUCUGAGAGACUUGGGCAGCUAGCUGCCUUUGCUAGCAGGAUUGGAUAACAUUAACGCAUAUACUCCUGCCAUGGAGAACAUUUAUUCGAAUGCCAAACCCAAGCAACUCUCAGAACUCCUCAAGAGCUUACGACCUGGAGCUGGAGAGAUAGCUUAGCUGGGAAAUUGAUUGCCACACGGGCCAGAACCAGUGUUAAAAAGCAGGGCACGGUGGUGUGCAUCUAAGAUCUCAGCGCUGCUGUACAGGAGGGGGGUGGUAGGAUUCCUGAAGCUCAUUGGCCAGCCCAAAUGUAUGCACUCUAGCUAAAGAGAGAUCUCAUCUCAAAAAUUAAUGCACAGGGGCUGGAGAGAUGGCUGAUUUUCCAAAAGACCUGGGUUUACUUCCUAACACCCACAUGAUGGGUCACAACUGUCUGAAACUCCAAGUCCUUCUUCUGGACUCCAGGGCAUGCAUGUGGUACACAAACAUGUAUGCAGGCAAAACACCCAUAUGUAUAAUAAAUAAAUAAAUUAAGAAAAAUAAGGCAGAGAGCAAUGGGAACUUCAACUACAAUUUAACUAUCUCUAUCUGUAAUUCCAGUGUGGUCUUGCUUUCUGUGUAAUGACAGCAGUUGCUAACAAUUUAACAAAGUUUUAUUACAACUAUGUUUUUAAGCCUGUGAAUAGUAGCUAUAGAAAGGUAGAAUCAAUUUCUGGUGAUUGCACAAAGUCUGACUUGAUGUUAAUCUGCAGUCUUAUUUACUAUAUGGUUUGUUGUAGCUAAUCCUAAACAUAAUGUCUAUGUGUAUUAUUAUAAUUCUAUUGAAUUACUUUCACAGGCUAAGAAAGCAAAGUUUGACGAAUAACUAUGAGUGAUGUGGGCCACUUUGAGAUGAACCUCUGACACCUGUUGGCCGGGAAGGCCCAGUGUGCUGGCCCUUCGGCCAGCAACCAGGCUCAGGAUUGUACCGCUCUCUUCACAGACAUCUCUGGCCCACCAGAGGAAGAGUGUUUUCUAAACAUAGUAUGGUAGAAAAACAAUCGCCAAUAGCCUGAGUCUGGAUAUGGCUUUCUGUCGAGUAAGUCUUUAUUCUUUCCACGUAUUUAACGGGCUUUACAAUCUGCUGAGGAAUGUGCUGGAGGCUGAGGUAGAGGACAUGUCAGCCUGUUUGUGGGUCUGUGAUACAACAGGACACAGGGUCAGGGAACGAGGAGGGUGCUGUGUUAGAGAAGUCAGAGGGUUGUUAUCUCUGAGGGAGAAUCUCUCUAGAAAUAAGGAAGCAUGCCGCUGGAGACCUGGAAAUGGAUGCCCAGACAAAUGCCAGAUGCAGCAGAGACAAACCCACAGAGUCCAGGACGGCUAGGAUGCUCUCAUGAUGGUCACACAAAAGACACAGGCACAGGCAUGGCAGGAGGGACAACAAACCAAGAGGUCAUGAACCCAUGGAACUGUAUUGCCUGGUGACUCUGCUACUGCCGGCGGGGUUUCCUCGUGUCUCCAUGUUCUCGUUCAUAAGCACGGGGUGGGUAGCACACCCACAUCACCGCUUCCCAGGAGUCAAUGGAGAGAUUGGUGGGCACACACAGAGGGCAUCGGAUCCCAUUACAGAUGGCUGCGAGCUACCAUGUGGUUGCUGGGAAUCGAACUCAGGACCUUUGGAAGAGCAGUCAGUACUCUCAACCGCUGAGCUGUCUCUCCAGCCCUAACUGGGACUGGGAAUGUCAUGUGACUAGCAGUGCCAGGCAGCUCAGGUAAUACCGCAUCCCUGCUGAUUCCUGCAUCAGCAUCCCUUCCUGGUGCUGCCAAUCACACACACGGGAUGACGAGACUGAUGCUGGCUCCCUGGGUCUUCGGCCUCAGCGGCUCACAACAGGACGUGGUUGUAGCCUCCCCUACCAUGUGUUUCAGAUGGUUUUGCUUUUGUUUAUUGUUUGUGUGUUUAUUGUUUUUGUUUGGGGAUUAUUUGGGGAGUUUGGGGGCUUUGGGGUUUUUUGUUUUGUUUUGUUUUUGAGUCAGGAUUUCUCUGUGCCCUGGCUGUCCUGUCUCACAUUCUAUACCAGGCUGGCCUUGAAUUCAUAGAUAUCGCCUCUGCCUCUGCCUCUGCCUCUACCUCUGUCCCUGCCCCUGCCCCUGCCCCUGC
Messenger RNA from Apodemus sylvaticus (European woodmouse), 5494 nucleotides. It is a transcript of the gene Chst4, whose product is annotated as carbohydrate sulfotransferase 4. Lineage: Eukaryota; Metazoa; Chordata; Mammalia; Rodentia; Muridae. Gene Ontology annotation, molecular function: N-acetylglucosamine 6-O-sulfotransferase activity. The record is from RefSeq and is a predicted model, not a curated record. Gene Ontology annotation, biological process: carbohydrate metabolic process; protein sulfation; N-acetylglucosamine metabolic process. Gene Ontology annotation, cellular component: Golgi membrane. The transcript has 2 exons. Bases 111 to 1262 code for a protein of 383 amino acids.